Molecule: messenger RNA, 945 nt
Organism: Pseudomassariella vexata
Lineage: Eukaryota; Fungi; Ascomycota; Sordariomycetes; Amphisphaeriales; Pseudomassariaceae
Exons: 3
Coding region: 1-945 (314 amino acids)
Biological process (GO): vesicle-mediated transport
Cellular component (GO): membrane; Golgi apparatus
Molecular function (GO): small GTPase binding
Source: RefSeq, a predicted model, not a curated record
AUGUCGGGAGCAGGCUACGAUGCCGUCGUAGACGUCGAUGACGAGGUAAAUCUCCCCAGCUCGAUAGCUCAGGCUCUCGGCGACCUCGGCCACACCGACCUACAAGAAGACCUCGAAUUCCACAACUCCAACUUCACGUCGAACCCUUCGGUCGGCGGGCGCAGUAAAGUGAGCAACGCAGGCGGCGGCGGCCUUCCGCUCCCCGCGACGACAAGCUCGAGCUCGUCGAAGCGCUACCUCUGGACGCUGUCCUUUUACGCGCAGUUCUUCGACGUCGACACCUCGUCGGUCCUGUCCCGCUGCUGGGCGGCGCUCUACCCGCGAGCGAACUUCCUCGACGUGCUCGAGGGUAACGCGGACUUGUAUGGGCCCUUCUGGAUUGCUACUACGGUCAUCUUCAUCUUGUUCUUGGGCGGGACUAUUAGUCGGUAUCUAAGUAUCAAGGGAGACGAGCCGUUUCGAUAUGAUUUUACUUUGUUAAGUGGCGCGGCCGGUCUGAUCUACGGCUACACCCUCGGCAUCCCCGUCCUCCUCUUUGGCGCACUCCGCUACUUUGGCUCAGAAAGCGCCAACCUCCUCGAGUGUUGGGCUCUCUACGGCUACGCGAACCUGAUCUGGAUCCCCGUGGCGCUGAUCAGCUGGUCUCCGAUCCAGAUUCUCAACUGGAUCUUCGUCGGCAUCGGCUUCGGGGUCUCGGUCGCCUUCCUGCUCCGCAAUCUGUACCCCGUGCUCAGCGCGACGGACCGCCAGACUAGCAAGGUGCUGCUAGUCCUCGUCGUGGCGCUGCACUUGGGCUUGACCGUCGCCAUCAAAAUCUUGUUCUUUGCCGCGGGUAGCCCGGCGCCUAUCAAGGACGCGCCGCCGCCAGCGGAGCCGAAUCCAGUGGAUGGAGAGGGGGACGGUGCGGCGCAGGCUGUGAGUAUGAUGAUGCGCUUCCUGUUUUGA